GACGACCCUAAGUCUCCAGUACUCCACCACCCCCGACUGGAGAUUUGAGACCAAUGACUCCCGAGUGCCAAAAAUUUCUCCCCUCUCAUCAGUGUCAUCACGCACUAUCACGGAUUCACGGAGCUCCUGUUCAAAAUGGCCAAUGAUCACAUACUCACACUAUCAUGCCCCGACAAGCCGGGCAUCGUCCACGCGGUAACCGGCGUCUUCGCGGCGCAGAACAUCAACAUCCUCGACCUCCAGCAAUUCUCCGACCCCGUCUCGGAACGCUUCUUCAUGCGUGUCCACUUCGGCCCGACCGAGUCUGAGUCGACCGACCACCUGAACGCGCCGUUCGCCGAACUGGCGUCCCACCUCAAGAUGGACUACACCAUCCGCCCCGUGCACAAGAAGCUGCGCGUCCUGAUCAUGGUCUCCAAGAUCGGCCACUGCCUCAACGACCUCCUCUUCCGCGUCAAGUCCGGCCAGCUCAACAUCGAGGUGCCCCUCAUCGUCUCCAACCACCCGGACUUCCAGCAGCUCGCCGCCAACUACGGCAUCGAGUUCCGCCACCUGCCCGUCACCAAGGACACCAAGGCCGAGCAGGAGCAGCAGAUCCUCGACCUCAUCAAGGAGCGCGACAUCGAGCUGGUCGUCCUGGCGCGCUACAUGCAGGUCCUCUCGCCGCGCCUGUGCGAGGCCAUGUCCGGCCGCAUCAUCAACAUUCACCACAGCUUCCUGCCCUCGUUCAAGGGCGCGAAGCCCUACCAUCAGGCCUACGAUCGUGGUGUCAAGAUCAUUGGCGCCACCGCCCACUUCGUCACCGCCGACCUGGAUGAGGGCCCGAUCAUUGAGCAGCGCGUCGGUCGCGUGGACCACAGCAUGGACCCGAAGCAGCUUGUUGAGGAAGGCUCGAACAUUGAGAGCCAGGUUCUCGCGGCCGCGGUGAAGUGGACGGCUGAGGGGCGUGUAUUCCUGAAUAAUAGUAAGACAGUAGUAUUUAACUAAGGGAAUGCAGUGAAUACUUUAUGACCACCGAGUACAAAGUAAGACUGACAUGGUCUUGUCACUCCUGCGAUGAUUGUUACGUCACCCAAUGUUCCAGGUUGUUUGUAUUAACAGAUCGCUGAAAAGGGAAAAGGGGGUCAUGACUCACUAGGCGACCCGUCUUCUGUCUUUGCGAUAAUGAAAGCCUUUGUCGCCCUGCG
This is a messenger RNA of Sodiomyces alkalinus F11, 1187 nucleotides long. Its product is annotated as formyl transferase. Gene Ontology annotation, molecular function: formyltetrahydrofolate deformylase activity. The record is from RefSeq and is a predicted model, not a curated record. Bases 136 to 987 code for a protein of 283 amino acids. The transcript has a single exon. Lineage: Eukaryota; Fungi; Ascomycota; Sordariomycetes; Glomerellales; Plectosphaerellaceae. Gene Ontology annotation, biological process: 'de novo' IMP biosynthetic process.